Symbiodinium sp. CCMP2456 is the source of this 1446-nucleotide messenger RNA. Lineage: Eukaryota; Dinophyceae; Suessiales; Symbiodiniaceae. The record is from the annotation of a GenBank genome assembly.
AUGGAGGCUGAUGCAGCUAUCGCCCCCAAUCCCAUGGACGUGCAGGCUGAUGCAGCUGUGGACCUCAAUCCCUCGGACGUGCAGGCUGAUAAGGCCAUGGACCCUUUGGAGUGGGCUGCUCAGCGUUCACCUGCUGUGGUGGCAGAGGUUCUCUCGAGUCCAGAGGCGAGCAAGCAGGAUUUGGCAAAGGAGCAGCUGCAAGACCGAUUGAGAGCCCUCAAGCAGAAGAUGGCGCUCAAGCGCGAGGACACGCAGCUGGUGCCGGCGGAAGUCCUGGAUCAAGCUGCCAACAGGCUGAAGGCUUUGCCAUCGUCCGAGGUACUUUCCGUUUGCUCCCAGAGCUCCCUCUACCCUGCCUUGCAUCGUGCUGGUCCACUUGCUUCUCACUCCGGGGAAAGUGGGCCGUCGGAGACUGGUGUGUUGCUCUCCCAUGACACCAAGCCCGGGGUCAUCGUGAGCGAGGAUGCAGCUGAGCAGGGAAGGCUGUUCCGUAGGCCUUCGGCCAGUGACUUGGAAGGCCUUCGCUGCAACUUGGCGACCAGGUUUGCUGCCGAGGCGGCAACAGAUGCCCGUGGCGAGUUGCAAGUGAUUGCAAGACCAUUGGCAAGUUCAAAGAUGGGUUCCAUCUUGGGGCCGGGCACACAAGACUCAAAUCCGGAUCUCAUCCCAGAGCCCCUUCCAGUGCGAGAUGUUUGUGUGCCCUCCAAGGAGACUUCCGCCCCAGACCGUUGUGUGGCCUCCGAGAAGACUUCCACCCCAGACGCUUGUGUGGCCUCCCAGAACCAGUCUAAGAAGCCUCGUAGGGACUCCCAGCAGGAUUCCGGCCCCUCCAAGAUCCCAAAGCUUGGUAUCACCACCAUGUGUGAAGCUACUUCCACCCCAGAGCCUGUCAAGGUCUCCCAGAAGGAUCCCCUCCCAGAGCUUUCCGAUGGGGACGCAGCAGGUUCUGCAGCCGAUAUUCCGGAGGUUCCUGAGAGCUUUACCAGGGUUGAUCAGCGGAAGUUGCGGAGGAAUCAGGUGGCAGCUCAGCGGAAGCGCAAGCAUGGCGAGGAUGAGCCCGAGGCUGAGGCUGAGGGUGAGUGCCAUGAAGAGGCACCAGAGCCACGUGGACGACAAGCCUUUGCGGAGCCCAGCCACAGCCGUAGCCCGGUUGCGAUGAAGCGGCCAGCUGCCAAGGGGCAGGUGUCUAAGGCUGCUGGGGAGGCGAAGGCUGCCGGCGAGGUGCCAAAGAAAGCAGCCGGGCCGAAGACCAAGCCGAGGGCUGCCAGUGAGGUGCCAAAGAAAGCGGCCAGUCCGAAGACGAAGCCGAGAGCUGCCAGCGAGGCAGCUGGCCGGGAGGGUGGAUCCGUGAACGAUCUGUUGAAGCUCGUGUUGCAGGGCCUGCCCCUACUCAAGGCCCAGACUGCUGAUAUGGUCAAGAAGCGUCCGGACUACAACUCACGAGAU